Messenger RNA from Cladocopium goreaui, 3786 nucleotides. The record is from the annotation of a GenBank genome assembly. Lineage: Eukaryota; Dinophyceae; Suessiales; Symbiodiniaceae.
GCGACUCAGCGGCGUGACCGCAUCGCAUGGGACGAAAAGAACGAGAACUACCAGGUACAUGUUCUGGAGGGCACCAACAACCUGCUGGACAAGGACCUGGCAAUCCUCCUGCAGCUCGAUCUCUUCAGCCGACAAUGCCUGCGACGAGGACGAGAAGUGGCAGUAGAAGGAGCUCUACUGGUGAUGUCGCAGUUGCAGGACUCAGCAUGGGAUGCGACAGAGGGGAUAGACUACGACGACGUGGAGUUGGCGGAGAACCCCUUUGACGUCAUCCGGCAGACCUUGGACCUGCUGUACCAGCACGAGGACGAGGUGGAGCUGCCAGAGAGGUGCCAGGAGUUCUUCGAGCAGUUCAAGAGAGAGAAAGGGGAAGAACUCCAGGCGUACAUAGUGCGCCAGCAAACCAUGCUGAGGAAGCUGAAGGAGCUCCAAGUGGAGGUGCCGCCUCUUCUGGCGGGGUGGCAUAUGCUCAGCCGAGCAGGAGUGCCUCGGUGGACCCACCCGCAGAUCAAGGCCCUUUGCGGAGGAGAACUGAAUGUGAAAGGAGUGGCAAAAGCCAUGGCAAGGAUGUUCGGCGGUGACAGCAAGCCGAACUUGAAAGACUCAGCCUUGCGAGGGGCUGAUAUCAACAUGGCCGAGACCUACAAGCACUACUAUGAGUACGACGAUGUGGAUGAGGCCUACUACCAGUCCUAUGACGAGGACGAGAUCUACAUGGAUGACUAUGAGGAGGCAAGAAAGGUGGUGGAGGAAAAGGAAAAGGAGAAGGAAAAGGGUGGCAAGAACAACAACGCCACCAAGGGCAAAGGCAAAAGCUUCGUGCCACCCGGUGCAAAGAGAUUUGCAUUUGUGAGGUUCAAACGAUACCGACUCCCGGCUUCGGGGAUCAAAGAAGUUCCAGACGAAGCCAACAUGGUGACCGAGCUGGACGUGACCGACCUGGAGACGGUCUGUGGAACUUCAGUCUGGAACCACCUUGUGGAGUACAUGGUGAUGCGUGACAUCAUGGACAACGUCGUGACCAAGCACGAGCCCAAGGACUUCAGGACUGCCAACGGGCACUACGUGACGAUGCUGGACACCGAGGACGCUGAUGACACCACCUAUGUUGGUUCCAUGAUCACCGACGACGUGUUUGAGAUGGACUUCGGCAUCGAGGUUCACAUGACGGACAUGGUGGACGAUGUGGUUCAGCUGGUGUGCAGCCGUUCUGAACAUCAACAACGAAAGAUGCGAUUCUGGGAGGUCUACGUCGACGAGGGCAACUUGUCACAGUUUCUCAACAAGAAGGAUGAUGUGGAGGCCAGAAUCUUCAGUCUGCCUGACUGGAACUUCGAGAACAGGGAGGAGCAGCUUCGGUUCUUGGACUUGAUGGACCAGGAGCGACCACUCCACAUCAUGAUGGCAUUUGAAUGCCGAUUGUGGAGCCCUAUGCAGAACAUGAACUACAGGACCGAUGAGAGAAAGAAGAUCCUGGCUGAGAUGAGAGCGGUGGAAGAGAAGACGCACCUUCGCUUCUACAGCGAGGUCCACAAGAAAGGCAAGUCAAUUGGGUGCGAUGUCACUGCUGAACAGCCUGCUGAGGCCCUUUCUUGGAGAACCACUACGCUGGAAUCAAUGCGUGGUUACUUUGAAACUGUGUUGGACCGAUGCAGGACAGCCCUCAAGAUGAACCCUCGAGACACCAAGCUGGUCAAGAAGCCAACGAGGUUCAGAUCAACAAAGAGGUUGGUGACUGAAGCCUGCAACCUCUCCUGCAUCUCCAGAGGUCCACACCAGCAGAUGAUGGGGCAAGGAAAGGCUCUGAAACAAAUGCGAAACUAUGAGCCUGGAUUGGUCAAGAUCCUUGGAGAUGCCAUCUACAACUCAAAGGAGGUGGCAUGGAGAAAGCGCUGUCAGAAGCUCAUCGUGGCCGUGAAGCAGCGCGACUUCCCCAAGGAGUAUGUGCAGGUGACCAGAUCCUACAAAUGCCCAACAUCCUGGAGCAAACAGGAGCCAAAAGCCGUCAGGGUUGCGACACUUUGCAAAGCCCCCCACUUCAACCACACGAUUGCCAUCGGCACCUUCUGUGUGGAGUGGGAUGGCCAGAAACUUGGGGUGCUGACGGUGCUCGAUGAGUACUCUCGAUACGAGAUGGACCACCGCAUCAUUGAGGAGACGGCCGAUAUGGAAAUUGCGCUGUUGGAAUCUUCCUGGAUGAGGUCUUUUGGAUUUCCGACCCAUCUCAGGUUGGAUGCCAGUGGCCCACAUCAGAGCUCGACUUUUGCUGAUUGGGCGAGUCUUCACGGGAUGCGAUUGGAAUUGGUCCCACGUGGAGCUCACCACAGCCCUGUAUGUGCUCUGGAUGUGGCUGAGAUGGGACAAGAUCCUUUCUACUAUCCUGGGGGGUAUGCCCUCUCUGACGCUGCGGGUAAAUCUUUGGACUCUUUCGAUGAUGACAAGCCCCUUGCGGACAAGGCCGCCAUUGACUCCACUGCGACCAACCAGAACGACAUCGACAUGGAGCCCCCAGAGAAGGAGGAGACGUUUCCGAUCCAUGCCCCCACAACGAUUGCCUCAACGAGGUCCUCUCCGAGACCAAGAACCGAAAUGCCUUCUCCUGAGAAGAUCGACAGCAGAGCUGCUGGCGUCUGGACCGACACUGGCCCUGAAAGGCCUGAUGCACCAGCUGUCACCGCCACUUCAAACCCUCCAGCUGGCGAUGAAAAUGACCAUGCAGGUAAAGAGGGCCCUCAACAAGCUGAACAUCCCACGGGCAUCGUCGAGAGACGAGAACAACAACCAGAGGUUUUGCCUGAAUCCUUCAAUCGAGAACGGAGGAUGUAUGCAGCUGCUCCCAGAGAGCACGAGGUGAUGCAGAUGACCAAGCCGGCCUUCGGCGAUGUGAAGGCCAUGCAGUUCACGGUGAAGGGCAUUGUGAUCCCCUACAUCCAGGACGGCUUCGGCAGCGAUGAUGGUCUUGGAAGACCAGUGACGCACGAAGGAGACAUCAUCACCCCGGAGCACACUCCACGACUGGUGAAUGGAACGAGGAUGCUAGCUGACGAUGGUGGCAUGGCAACAUGGUUGACACCCGGGCAGAUUGCCUACAUGCAGGGCGAGGGCUACUACGUCUUGUCCGACAAGGAGGUCAACCGACGUCGAGCUGAACUACAAGCUUCGAUGCCCCCAAGCAUCAACGAGGUGCUGACCCCGCAGGUGAUGAACGAGAUUGUGGAAGGCAACCACACCGGCACAGUCCAAGUUCCAAUUGACCCGAGCAAUUGGGAUGGUGUGGAGCCACAAGAACGAGAUGAGCGCACGCAACUGCUGGAAGAUUGCCUACUGCUGGCAAUUCAACCUGAGGAGAUGAACAAUGAGCGCCUGCUGGAAUCAAAGGCCCUUCGAGCCCAACUGCGCACAGUUAGGCGUUGCAGCGGCGUGACCGCAUCGCAUGGGGGAAAAGAACGAGAACUACCAGGACCUCAAGCGGUGUGGGACAACUACCAUGGCUGCGAGGAGAUUUUUGAGCUGCUAGGCAUCUUGCCUCGGGAGUUAACCGGGAACAGAUCGUGCCUCGGCAUGUGCGCCUUGUGGUGGAGAGCCGUCACCCGAGCCAACAGUGACAAGCUGCGAGCAGGAGCAUCCUCUGCCGUGGCGUUUGAGGAAGCGGCUCGGGUUCAGCGAGACAACAAAGCAGCGGCCUUUGUGUUGGAGAGAACCCGCAAAUUUUGGCAACUUUUGAAGUCAUUGAGGAUGGAACGAUCCAUGGAUAUCCAUGGCAUCGAUGCAAUAGUUAUUCAAUAG